AGCAUCGCGGAGCAGGGCUGAGCAGGGUCCCGCGAGCCAGGCGAGCCGGCCAGUCGAUAUUUGGUCCGUGUUUCAGGGCGUCCCUUCGUCUCUGGCAGCCACGCGUCCCGGAUGUCCCUGGGAUCCCGCUAACUCAGCGCUCGGUCGUGCGAGAGGGGACUGUUGGCGCACUAUCGGAGAGAAUCGCCUCGGGAGGGAAUCCGAGGAGGUCGACAAAUACCGAGCCAUGAACGGCCGCACGAUCCUCUUCCUACUAACUCAGGUCCUCCACUGCUCACUCGGCGUCGACCACACGACUCACUCGCCGCAACCCGGGUCCACCCAGGGGGGGAAACCGCCCUCGACGGCAUCCACGCAGGUUCCACUCCUGGUCUCCAAGUUGACGUCGCACGCCACGGUCAACGUCAAAGCGGCCACGAUCGCGGCCACGAAAGAGGCCACGGUGGAGGCCACGACGCCGACGAAGGGAACGCGGGCCCCCACGACCGCGGAGCUGCCGUUGGCGGCCCCGAAAACGGGAACCGUGUUGGGGGUUUCGGUGCCCCCGGAGGCCCCCCCAGAGCCCCCCGUGAGCCCGCUCGACGAGAAGAUCCAGGCGCUCAACUGCGAGAUGCCCGCGCUCCCUACCGGCUCGGUCGUUUGGACCCAGAACUCAACACGCACGCUCGUCUUUCCUCUCAGGAGCGGAGCCUCAACGAACAAAUGGCGGGGUGAGGUGAGCGUGCAGAGCGGAGAUCUGCUCCGGCUGGAGAUCGACGGGACGGCUCUGUUGAAGCGGGCGGGAGCGGGUGUCGCCGGUGGCGCCCCGAGCGGGAAGAAGCGGGACUACACGCUCCAGGUGCACCAGAACCAGGUGGGCCAGGACUCCUGCGACCCGAGCCAGGGGGUGAAGCUGGACGUUGCCGUUGAACGACACGCCGACAAGCACUACGUCACUCUCCUGGACAAGGAUUUCAGCGACGGCAAAAACUAUCUCACAGUGACUUCAAAACUCUGGGGUUCGGAGUGCAUUCAUCUGCAGGUGACCAUGAAGUCAGAUAACUGUGGGGACGACCAAAGCUGCUCGGACAAAGGUCUUUGUUUCACCAAAGAUUCAAUGGAUAUGUACGAGUGUCAAUGUUGCGUGGGUUACAUUGGGCCGCGAUGCGAGGAGAGAGACGCUUGCUACCCCAGCCCUUGCCGCAAUAAUGGAAUAUGCGUGGAUAUAUCUCAAGGCCAUGAUGGCACCACCUUCCAGUGCCUCUGCCCAUACGGUUUCACGGGGAAAGUCUGUGAGGACACGUCAGACCCAUGCCAGUCCGGGCCGUGCCAGAACGGAGGCACCUGCUCGACCAGCAACGAAACUGCCGCUCAAUUCAAGUGUUCAUGUCCGCCCGGCUUCAAAGGCCCGCUCUGCCAGCACGGCUCCAAUCACUGCGCCUCCUCCCCGUGCGUUAAUGGAAUCUGCGUCGGUCAAAGGGACGGCUACAGAUGCUUCUGCCAACCAGGUUACACCGGUUUCCAGUGCCAACUGGAGAUUAACGAGUGCGAGUCCUCGCCUUGUCUCAACGGCGGCACCUGCACCGAUCACAUCGGCAGCUUCAGCUGUGCCUGCGGCCGCGGUUACACCGGCCAGACCUGCCGCACCAAGGUGAACCUCUGCGAUCCGAACCCCUGCUCACAACACCACUAUUGCAUUGAUAAAGGCAACAGCUACAGCUGUGAAUGUCCCAAAGGAUACAUCGGACCUCUUUGCUCAAUACCGAUGACUAAAACGGUGUGUAACACAAACCCUUGUAGAAACGGAGGAACAUGUUGGAGCAGUAUCGAUUCCUACUACUGUGCCUGCAAACCGGAGUACACGGGCAAAACUUGCACAGACAAGAUAGCGUCGGAGGAGACGGAAGGAGACAAGACUGCGAAGCUGCUGCACAAGAAGGAGUGGGUGUAUGAGAUGCCGUCCGGAGUCACUCACGUCGAGCAUUUGUACGUAGCAGCAGGAACUCUCGCCUGCGCCCUCCUUAUAGUUAUACUUACCGUCGCAACCUGCCACUGCCGAAUGCACGAAACCUAUAAACGAAUAAUCCGAGCGACACCUUUGUUUGGCUGCAGAGGGAAUAGGAAGGACGCUGACUUAAAAGCCAAAAGUGGAGCCGUGAAAAGUUCAGAUAAAGAACCACUUGCCACAAGGAGAGUAAUGGCCCCUGUUGAUUACACAGAUAUGUACUACGCGAUGGAUUUCAGUGAUAGUCAGAGUUCACCACUGAUUCAGUAAAUGAAUGUAAAAUUACAAGGAACAGAGGGUUCAAUGUCGUCCUUUAAGAGAGUCGUCUGAUACAAUAUCAAAGUGAAGAGGAACGAAGUUUGUAAUUAAAAUAAUUGACUGAUUGAGAUCAUCCUUCGAUCCUGAUUUAUUCGAUCAUUUGAAUGUUCGAGAACUAAGAGAAAACAUUGUGCAAGGUGCAUGCUCUGCUUAGCGCGCCUCCUGUACGCAAAUGACUAUCUGAUGUUUACAAUUUUUAACAAAUACUAGGGGGUGCGCUUUCUGACCGCCUCGCGGUCUAACCCCACGAAGCGUAUCAAGUUUUAGGCGGUACGCGUCGUCCUUAUGAUUAAAUAUUAUAGGGUGUGAUUCGUAACAAAUUCACUAGGUAUUAAUUAAAAUCGUAAAAUAAUUAAUUUUUUUGCGCAAAAUUCGGAAAAUCUGAUGCUGUUGGAAUCAUACUGUUCCAUCAGGAUUUUUCAAAUAUAAGGUGCAUUCUUAAACCACACUGUUUGUGAUCGUUUGAAAACGGACUUACCCGAUGCCGAAUAGCCAGCGUUGUUGAACUUCGUUUGAACUACCCGAUAAAAUUUGUGUUUGUUCUUGACCCUUUUUGGGAUGAUACCUUAAAAAUUUUUGUGGGUCGAAAAAUUCGUUUCCCUUGACCUAGGCUCAGUCACAAAAUUUCAGGUCUCCUCCUCACGUUUGCUCAGAAGUUACAGCAUGCCUGGGGUUGUUGAACCCCCCUCCUCCCCAUCACCUUGUUAAAGCAUACAUUUCGCCUUCAAUUAGAGAGGAUACCACGGGCGGUCACCUAGAGGCGCGAAUAGUGGUAUCAUUUUCAUCGAAACGUGAUGCCUCGCUCAGCGUUUCCAUCAAGCGCUCAAUAAUAACAAUCUUAGGAGGCCGAUUGGACCGUUGUGUUGCGUCUAGUACACAGAGUCAUCGAACAGUAUCGGAUAAGUUUGGUUUGACGACGCACUUUAAUGAUUUACGGGAGCCUCAUUAUUCCUAAGCUCGAAUAAUGUAUCGUCCCAUCCCUAAAUGACCGGAGAAAAAAUUGAGGUUGAAGAAUUAAGUCUUCAUGAUGUAAAAUUGUAGAGUAUGAUAUUUAUAAUUGAUUUCUGGUGAUUUAUUGUGAUAAAAUUCAUUAUCUAUGUAAGUGUGCUUCAUCUUAAAGUUUAACAUGGAGACCGACCUCUCCAACAUUUACAUUUCUGUGUGUCUGAUAGUAGUGGGCACUUAGACAGGAAAUGACUCUGAUCGAAUCAGAUCCUGUCACAGGAUCUGAUUCGAUCAGAGUUAUUUUUUUUAAUCAAAUGAGUACUUACCUGGAUGGUACUCAAAUAGAUUUAAACAUAUCUGGAAAAAACAGUGCCAAAAAUACUUUUAAAAUACUUCUGUGGUCAUAAUUUUUUUAUGGGAGUAUAAAAACGAACAAAAAUUCUGUUUGGAAUAAAACAUUUUCGACAUCCCAUGUGCCCUUUUUGGAAUGGUUUUCUGUCGAUGGUGAAUAAAAAAUUUCUAUUUUAAAGACAUGUUAUUUUGGUUGCCUCUGCAUAAUGAGGAAACUUCUUUAGUCCGUUCUACGAACAAAUCAAAAAGUAUGAUAUCAGACAAAAAUAACAUUCUUUUUAAUUAUAUCCAAACAGGUUGAGUGCGAAACAACCUACCGUUAAGUAGAUCUUCUUCAGCACGUAUUAGCAUAAAAUCUGCACUUGAUCUUCCCUGAGGAAUGCAAUUUCCGAAUACGGCAAGACGCAAAAUAUACUAGAAAACGAAACAUUUAAAGUGCUUGAAGAUCUUGAUGAUUUGAAAACACUGCAGGACCGAAAUUAUUUUUUUUUUUAUAAAAAUAUGAUUUUCGGCAACUGAUUUGUUUAAUAGACAUUACUAAUUCGUAAAAUACUCAAAAUCUGAUUUGAAAUGGCUUAGUAUCAAAUUUUUCUCAAUUAAUUAAGGAGUUUAAAGUGAAAUAAUCAUUAACUUAAACUAACAUUUGUCAAUUUUAUGAAUCAAUUUUUAAAUUUCUCCAGGAAAUUCGUUCAUUACUUUGUUUUGUUUUGUUUUUUUUUUUUGAUCAUCUCUUUUCAUAGGUAUUUGAGUCGGGUCAUUAUUUCGUCAAAAAUUAGCGGUAGUAAGAAUUAAAUACUAGGAGUCCCAUUUUGUAUUGAAAAUGCUGUAAAUAGUAAUUAGGUAGAUUUUCUUAAAAGAAAAGUUAUUUCAUAUUAACCAGGAAUAAUUCCUUUAUCACCCAACUAUAGUUUGGUGUCAUCAGUAUUCAUGGCCGUUAUUGUUAUUUGUAAAGUUCCAUUUUUUAUCAGGCAGCAAUCACCUUGUGAUAAUUACAUUAUUUGCACAAGUUUUCCUUAAAUUGUCAAGCUGAAUACCCCCCCCCCCCACUUUUCCCCUGAUCAAUUCAACCAUCUAUAAGAUAAGAUAUUCCCGGUGGAUAAUGUUGCUUCAGUACCUAACUAAAAAAACUUCAGUGUUUCUUUCUCCGUUCCAUUCAAUUUUAAUUUUUUCAAUGCUAGGUUUUAGUCGUGUCUUAUAAAUUCUACCGAAAUAUUCUUGGUCAAAAAUAAAUUUGAGCAAAUGACGCAAAUAUUUCAGUGAUAACUUUGGACGAUCAUCAUUUUGAGACCUCUGAGUGGAGCUAAAACUUGCGGUUUAUACCUAUAUUCAUUCUCAAUCAUGAAACUGUUGGGUCAAAUUAAGAGCUAUUUUAGAAAUCUUUACACGUCAGACCGCAGAUCCAUAAUUUGAAAGUACUUAUAAGUCUGAAUAGUAUAAUGCUACGGUCGGAUUUUUGGAAAUUUUGUGAGUCCAAGUGAAAAGUAAAAAUAACGUGCAAGCCGCAUUUGAUCCACAUCAAACCUCUCUUUUCCAUAAUCAGAGGGUUUUCAUGUUCACCUGAAAACAAAAGGGAAGAAAAAAACUUUUCUUCAGCGACAAAGAGUUCUACGCCUACGGUUCAUUAAAACUAUUGACACAAGUAAUAUAUAGUUAUAGGCAAACGCCAUGGUUUCUGGGAAUUUACAAAGAUGGUCGAGUUGCAUUGAAUCGAAGAUCGACUAGAUUAAAAACAGACAGGAGGUGAAUUUUUUUGUGUCAAAUUUUUGUCUUUCUUCAAUAAAAAGUGCGAUGGAAAGAGGCAUGAUUCACUUCAAUAAAAUUUGUUCAAAAAAGAGGCAGAUACCUGCCUUUAAUGCAUGCUCAAUGUUAAUACAAGUUCAAUUCAUUUUACUAAAUUACUAAGCAGUUUAGGAUUAAAGCCAACUUUAUUUUCAAAACUGUACUUAAAAUUUCUGUUAUUCUUCCCUAAGCCAACUCAAUAUCUGACAAAAAUAAGUCACAUAGGUAUAUGUAUAGAAAUUAAGUUCUGUUAUGUUUCCCUGUUUUUUGUUACAAUUUGUAUGUUCUCUCUUUAAAUUUAAAAAAUAAAAAAAAAAAGAUUUUUUUUUA
Bemisia tabaci is the source of this 5707-nucleotide messenger RNA. RefSeq names its product delta and Notch-like EGF repeat containing weary (gene wry). Lineage: Eukaryota; Metazoa; Arthropoda; Insecta; Hemiptera; Aleyrodidae. The record is from RefSeq and is a predicted model, not a curated record. Gene Ontology annotation, molecular function: Notch binding; calcium ion binding.